Molecule: messenger RNA, 1245 nt
Organism: Penicillium daleae
Lineage: Eukaryota; Fungi; Ascomycota; Eurotiomycetes; Eurotiales; Aspergillaceae
Exons: 1
Coding region: 1-1245 (414 amino acids)
Source: RefSeq, a predicted model, not a curated record
AUGGAGGUUCUAGAACCACGUGGUGGUGCUGGGAUGCACGCGUCGCUCCUUGAUCCCCCCAACCGCCGCUCCUCACUGUGCGGCGGGCUCGAAACUCCAACGCCAAAUCGCUGGCUUCCUGAUACAGUCUCAGCACCUUUGAUUGAUCUGAGCCAGCCUUUGGCCGAAUCUGCACGUGAAACGACCCAUCAUAGGGCCUUCGAGGCCCGAAAUGUCAAACGAAAGGCGUCCCGGGUGCUGGGACGCGCAACUCUGGACACGGAUAUCGUGGAUACGAGCAUAGCGUUUGCAGGCCUGUUAGCGCAAGUACAAACGGCUUAUCAAGACCGUCUGGAACUGAUCCAGACACAGCUGACGGAAGAGCUAGAGAGCUGGAAGGCCGAGCAGCAGGCCCGGGAAGACCUGCUCAAAGAACGGAUCGCCACGCUGGAAAGCGACGUCACCCGGCUUCGGGGUGAAUUAGAUCAGGUUCGAAAUGCGACGCCCGAACAGACUGCAGCACCACAGCCCACUCAGUGUAGGGCAACGGUGCCAAAGACACUCCGCACAAGCGAUCAAGACCAUCUCCGAGCCCGCGCCCAAGACUACAUGCCAGGCCCUAAGCCCGUGUCUCGUCACAACCAACCGUCAUCGAGCUUCGCGGACAUCGCCCCACUGCUAGCCACCAAGCCUGGAGGGCACGGAUGGCAAGAAGUCGUACACAAGAAAAAACGACCAAAUCGAACAGACUCAAGCAAGCAAGCUCAUCCUAGUGCGCUUACGCCCACGAGAAACGCCCCGAAAGAAGCCAGACGAAUGGUCUUCCGACGCGAGCAGGCCCAAACGGCCCCCCGCGUGGACAAAGAGGACAUCAUCCUUGCGGUCAACCGCGGACUCGCCCAAGCCGAUUUCCCGGGCUUUGUCCGCGCAAUUGACGCGGGGUACAGCAGCACUGGUGCGGUCACCGUGUUCUUAGAGAAGGGGGCUCUAGGGUCUAUGUUAGUACCCGUCCACUGGGACCUGGUGGUUGCCGCAGCACGACAGGCAGACCCAGCAAUCAUUUCUGCCGAGCUGCCUGAGCAAUGGUACCGAGUCAAGAUACACGGAGUUCCAACUCGUCGCUACCUAAGCUGUGGGCUGGGCCUUGCCAGGGAGGAAAUCGAACUGGGAACCUGGAUCCGACUGAAGAGAGACCUUACAUGGCUUCGGCGACACAGGGAGAUCCAGGAUGGUACCAGGAAAUGUCCACCAUCGUCGUCACGGUAG